AUGUUGUCGACGACUCCCAGUGGCGAGAUCUCCCCUGCAGUGGCCAGCCUGGGUGCACUUGCACUCGGGACUGUGUCGUUCUGGGGAUACUUUCAUCGUUUCGAGACGCAUAUGUAUGCUUUUACUUAUUUCUACACCUUUCUUGCGGCGUAUAUUGGUCUUGCAAUCGGUCUUUGCAAAGGCUACUCGUACAGCAUUCCUUCGUCGGCAGCUACAUCGACUAGUGUAGCUUUGGCCUUUCUUGUCGGAGCUUUUGGGAAUUGCUUGAUCUACAGAUUGUUCCUGAACCCAUUGAACAAAUUCCCCGGCCCAUACCCAGCUCGAAUCUCGAACCUGUGGCUCUCAGCCCAGCUGGGCAACUCAGAUGGCUACUACUGGCUCCAAGAGCAGCACAAGAAGUAUGGCAAGUUCCUCCGCAUCGGCUCGAACGACAUAUCGAUCAUCGAUCCCGCGGCCAUGGAGCCCGCCUAUGGCAACAAGUCCCGCGUUUCAAAAGCCAUCUGGUACGACAACGACUACCCCCUGACAUCCAUGCACACCUCCCGAGACAAGGGUCUUCACGACCGCCGACGAAGAGUCUGGGCGCCAGCCUUCUCUGAGAAGGCGCUUCGAGACUACGAGACCGAGAUUCAGAAGUUCAACGAGAAGCUCAUCAAGCAGAUCGGAAAGCACAAGGGCGAGCCGGUCAACGUCACUAAAUGGUUCAAUCUCUUCUCCUUCGACGCAAUGGGUCUGUUGGCAUUUGGCCGGGACUACGGCAUGCUUGACAAGGGCGAGAAGCCGCAUGAGUUGGAAAUGCUGGACGAGGGCAUGCAACCCUUGGCAUACCGCUUCCCAUCUUGGUUCUUCCGCAUGCUCACACAGAUCCCCGGUCUUGGAGAGGGCUACAACAAAUUCGUCAAGUUCUGUGUCAGCGAACUCACAUGGCGAAUCAAGCACGCGGACCAAGCGAAGCGUGAUUCGGAUAUCAUGGGCUGGCUGCUCAAAGCAUACAAGGACGUCCCUCACCCAGAGAACGACUCCAUGCUACAAGCCGACGCUCGUUUAAUCAUCGUGGCGGGCUCGGACACCACCGCCGCGACGUUCACGUACCUCUUCUACCACCUCGCCUCAGACCCGGAGCAAGUGCGAAAGCUGCGCGAGGAGCUGGAGCCCAUCUGUCUUGGCGAUUGGCAAGAGAAGGACAUCCGCGGCUGCAACCACCUCAACGGGUGCAUCAACGAAGCCCUCCGUCUCCACCCACCCGUCCCCUCCGGCGUCAACCGCCUGACACCCCCCGAAGGCAUGAAAGUCGGCGAGACCUGGAUCCCAGGCAACGUAACCUUUAUCACCCCCCAAUACGUAAUGGGACGCGACGAAUACAUCUACGCCUCCGCCAACUCCUUCAUCCCCGAACGCUGGUACAGCCAAGAAGACAAAGUGAAGCACAAAGACGCCUUCGCGCCCUUCAGCAUGGGGCCCUUCGGCUGCAUCGGCAAGAACCUCGCGCUGAUGGAGCUGCGCACGCUGACUUCGCGACUGGUGCUGAAUUUCGAUUUGAAACUGGCCCCGCAGGAGGAUGGGAUGCGGUUGAUGCGCAAGACGAAGGAUCAUUUUACGGUGGAUUUGGGGGAUUUGGAGGUGGUUUUUACGGAGAGGACGUAG
Messenger RNA from Zasmidium cellare ATCC 36951, 1644 nucleotides. RefSeq lists its product as uncharacterized. The record is from RefSeq and is a predicted model, not a curated record. Bases 1 to 1644 code for a protein of 547 amino acids. The transcript has 3 exons. NCBI's taxonomy places the organism in Eukaryota, Fungi, Ascomycota, Dothideomycetes, Mycosphaerellales, Mycosphaerellaceae. Gene Ontology annotation, molecular function: iron ion binding; monooxygenase activity; heme binding.